AACAAGUUUGCUGCAGGUAAAAGCAGUCUCUGGUCUGGAUGAAAUAGGAACUUGUGUUGCCUUUCAAAUCUAACUUAGAGGUUUUAAUGGUGAAGGAUAUUUGUAUUUUAAUACUAGCUUUGUUUUCCUUAUUGCUUUUUGUUGUGUAGGGCUUGAGCCCACAAAUUGGAAGCAUGAGGCUAGAAACUGAAAAAUGCAAGCAGAAACAAAAAGCCAUAUGGCAAUAGCAGGAGUUUCUGCCACCCCACCUUAGGCUCAUGACAACAUGCCCUAUAGUUAACCUACAGUCAGGAACUAAUAAUGACACAGAUGGAAGUGAGCUAGCACGUGUAUUCAAAGUAGUACCCCUCAGGUUUUAAUCAGCAUCUUUCUGUGUCAGGUAUCUAAAUUGCCAUGGAGAGAUUAGCAAAAUAUGCCUGUGGUACACAUGGUAAAAGCAGCUUUGUGUAGUGGUUGAAUUGAGGGGUUUGGAGCAAGAGCUGUGACUUGCUGCAGUCUGGGGUAAAAUGUUUAAAAUACCUGUGGGCUUUAGGCUGCCCAGAGGGAAAACACCGUUUCUGAUGGGGUUCCUUCUCACCUAAAGAUGUUGGGAUUCAGUAUUUGCAAAGCACUUUGGAGGCUUUGAUAGCACGUUCUCCAAAAAGUGUUGUACAAUUGGGAGUCACAACAGCUUAAGUACCAGAUUUCUUAGCUUUGGCAACCUCUUUUCCUCUCUGUAACUACUAAUUAUCUCUGUUGUGACAUUUUUGGUUUUGAUUUUGAAUAGGAUGGUGACUUCUACAGCUAUUCUGUUGUGUUGUGGAGAUGUUUGGGAGAGGGAGAAAACUCAGCUCUUUCCAAGACUAAUUGUGUAAUUUAAUGUUUCUUGCUUUAACUUUCUCUUUCCUCCCCCACCCCCAGCUAUUAGAAGAGAAGCUGUCCUUCCCUGCAGCAUAGUGGGAUCUGCUUACAUGAAGGGACAGUUCCACCAAGUGAGAAGAGUGAUGACCAUCCUUUUCUUUACUAUGGUUAUCUCAUACUUCACUUGCAUGAAAGCUGCCCCAAUGAAAGAAGCCAGUCUAAGAGGACAAGGCAGCUUGGCUUACCCAGGCCUCCGGACCCACGGGACUCUGGAGAGCAUAAACGGGCCCAGUGCCGGUUCCAGGGCGCUGACAUCGUUGGCAGACACCUUUGAGCACGUCAUAGAGGAGCUCCUGGACGAGGAGCAGGACAUCCAGCCCGGCGAGGGAAACAAGGAUGCAGACUUGUACACAUCCCGAGUGAUGCUGAGCAGCCAAGUGCCUUUGGAACCGCCGCUGCUGUUCCUGCUGGAGGAGUACAAAAACUACCUGGAUGCCGCCAACAUGUCGAUGCGCGUGCGGCGCCACUCAGACCCCGCGCGCCGCGGGGAGCUGAGCGUCUGCGACAGCACCAGCGAGUGGGUGACGGCCGCCGAGAAAAAGACUGCGGUGGACAUGUCCGGGGCCACCGUCACCGUGCUGGAGAAAGUGCCCGUGCCCAAAGGCCAGCUGAAGCAAUACUUCUACGAGACCAAAUGCAACCCCAAGGGGUACACAAAGGAGGGCUGCAGGGGCAUAGACAAGAGGCACUGGAACUCGCAGUGCCGAACUACGCAGUCUUACGUGAGAGCUCUCACCAUGGAUAACAAAAAGAGAGUUGGCUGGCGCUUCAUAAGGAUAGACACUUCUUGUGUAUGUACAUUGACCAUUAAAAGGGGAAGAUAGUGGAUUCGUGUUGUAUAGAUUAUAUUGAGACAAAAUUAUCUAUUUGUAUAUAUACAUAACAGGGUAAAUUAUUCGGUAAAAAAUAAUUUUAUGGACUGCAUGUAUGACUGAAGUUUAUACAGUACAGUGGUUACACAAUCUAUUUAUUGAACAUAUCCAUGACCUGAAGGGGAACAAUAGUCAUUUGCGCACAAGUUUAAACAAAGAAACAAAAAAAAAUUAAAAAAAAAAAAAAAAGAAAAGCGAACAAAAAAGUCUGCAUUACAUUCCUCCAUAACAUUGUGGUUUGUCGCCGUUGCCAAGAAUUGAAAAUAUAAAAAAUUUAAAAAAAAAGAAUAAAAUUGCAUGCUGCUUCAAUUGUGAAUUAAUGAUAAACUGUCCUCUUUCAGAAAAAUAAAUUGAACCAAAACAUUCUGUUUACAUUUUAGACAGUAAGUAUCUUUAGUCUGUUAGUAUAUAUGUUUACUGCUUCUAACUUCUGAUAGCGUUGAAAUUAAAACAAUGUCAAGGUGCUGUUGUCAUAGUUUUACUGUUUCUCUUUUACUUUUGAACUCCCAUCAGAUUGAAAAACAAAAAAAAAAUCAUUACCUUAUUCUGGAUUAGAAAACAAUUUGGUUUUUGUAUGUUGUGAAGGUGUUUGCAAUAGCAGUCCAACUACUGACAAAAAAAUAAUAAAAAAAGGCAACUGAAAAAGAAUGGUGAUGUUCCACUUCACAUUGUUGAACUUCAGGCUUAAAGACAACACUUAUUUAACUGUAUGGCAACAUGCUUUUUUUGGUUGUUGGGGGAGGGUGGUUUGUUGUUGUUGGGUUUUUUUUUUUUUGUCUUCUCAAUUUUCAGUCUUUUGAGACAUGCAUUUGCUUAUACCAUGUUUGCUUGUGUUUGAGAAAUUUUUUUUCCCCUUUUCUCCCUCUGGAGGGACAUUGGUUGUGAUCUUAAAGUAUUUCACUUACCAUAGAACUGGAGCUUGUCAUAUAGAGAAUAUUCUAUAGUGUUCAGAGCAAUUAUUUUCCUAUAAUAAAAGACUGUGCUUGGAUCAAAUGUCUUGGUGAAGCACGGUGAGAGUGUCACUAGAAAAAGGGUCUAGAAAAGAGGAUGGAGGGUCUGAAAUCAGGCUGGUUGUGGGAUUUUAUAGCUCAGCCAGUUUGGGAACAAAUAACAGUGCUUUGGGCUGGCUGAGGCUGUCCCAGUUGCAGUCAAUACUGAAUGUGCAUUCUGUUAGAGAGCAAGAGCUUGGCCAUGUGUGUGGAUGCCCUUCCCCUGCAGAGCAUGCCAGCAGCCCCAGCCCUGCAGAGCAGGUGGGCAAACUCUGGGGCAUCUGUGCCUGAAGGAGCCUAGAAACCAGCUUGGGAAUGGACAGAGAGGAGCUGCUUCCAGCAGAAAGCAAUUGGCGUUGUGUUCGUGUGGCUCAACCUCUGCCGGCAGGCUUACCUUGUGAAACAAAUACUGCCACUAAAAAUCCACUCUGGAAGCAAAUCAGGAGCAAGUGCUGGAGGAGCUGGCUUAGGUGGCUUAGGUCUGAGGGCUGUGUUCAUUCUGUGCUCCCCUCUGCUGACAGAAGUGCUGCUAGGAAGGCAGGCUGUGAGGCUGAGCUGUGCACAGCACACUGGCCACAGUGGGCUGAGCGCCGAAAUAGCUCCUUAGAAAGCUCACUGGAGGCUCAGGCUAUAUUUGUAGUUCCUGGAGAUAAAAAAUAGCUGAACAAGUAGGAGAAUACUGCAAAAUAUAAUCUGCUUCUGAAUACUGUAGAAUCUGUGUUUAUUAAAACUCUGACUGGGUAAAGCUUACAGAAAUAUGUUUGCCCCAGUACUGCUCUUUGAAGAGCAUAUUUAAAACUGAUUUUGUGUCAUCACUGGUAGAAACCCAUGCUGGAAGCUAACAGACACUUCACAUCAGUGAUUACUUCUGCUUUGGGUAGAAGGGCAGCCCCUUCCUGAGGGUAACUGCCUGUCCAAGUGCCAGUGGCCAGACUGUGAGUGAGAAGAGAAGGUUGUGUGACCCACCUGAGCUUCAAACUUCAGCCUUUCCCAUUGAUUGCUGAUGGGCAUUUCCCACACAGAAAAAAAAAAAUAAAACCAAAAAAAACCCCAACCUGAAACCUUAUUGAAAUUCUCAAAACUUCAUCUCAUAUACUUUUCAUGCAAAUUAAAUGAUAGUAUCAAAGACUGUUUUUUGUUGGAAGGGACCUUAAAGAUCAUUUUUAAUCAUGGGCAGGUCCACCUUCCACCCGAGCAUUUCACUCCCCUGGGGCACCCCUGUGCGUGUGUUGUAGUUUGCAUUGAGUAAAGGCAGCGUGACUCAGGAGCUGCUCUCAACAGCAGAGAGGUGGUCUGAUGCUAGCUCCUCUCAAAACAAGGGCAGGCUGCUGGGAAGGAAAGGAUGAUGCUGAUGUGGGAAUAACAAACAAGUUACUCAGCUAGACUGCAAGAGACAGCUUGGAUCUGACAGGAGUCUAAUUCACAUACAGGAAUCAAAUAACUGCCAGUUCAAAGAGACUUCCAAGAGAGAAAUGUUAAUGCCCAAAUCAUGCUAGAAAUAAAGCUCCUUCCUUCCCAGAGUUAGCUGUGACUAUAUCCUUUACUUGUAAAUGCUCAGCUGGCACAGUGAGGGUGGUGCAGGUGUGGCAGAAUGAGAGGAGUGGGAUGGUGGCUCCAGAGGGAUGAAGGACAUCCCAUGGAGCUGGGGGCCCAGAGAGCUGUGCACCAGAGUGAUGCAGAGAUUGUAGAGAUGGGAUUGAGAACAUGCUGGCUCUGUGCUCAAUAACUGAUCAAUAAUUGAUAUUACUGAUAUUAUUGAUACUGAUAUUGGCAAUUAACCUGUAGAACUCUGCCUGGCACCUACACCAGAACGAUAUUCACCAGAACAUGCCAGCUCUAUGCUCAGUAACUGAUCAAUAAUUGAUAUUAUUGAUAUUGGCAAUUAACCUGUAGAACUCUGCCUGGUACCUGCACCAGAGUGAUGUAGAGAUUGUAGAGAUGGGAUUAAGAACAUGCCAGCUCUGUGCUCAAUAACUGAUUUUGAUAUUAUUGAUAUUAGCAAUUAACCUGGAGAACUGUGCCUGGCAUCUACACCAGAGUGAUACUCCCGAGAAUGUGCCAGCUCUGUGCUCAGUAACUGAUCAGUACUUGAUACUAUUGAUAUUAUUGAUACUGGUAUUCACCAGAACAUAUUGAACAAUAUUCACCAGAACAUGCCAGCUCUGUGCUCAGUAACUGAUCAAUAACUGAUAUUAUUGAUAUUGGCAAUUAACCUGCAGCCCCAUAGCUCUGACAUUAGACAUCCAUGCUCUCAGGCUGGGCAGUUUCAGUUAACACAGAGACAGAGAGGGGAGGGUUGGUUUUCCUUCACAUCACUUCAUUAAACUCUUAAUUAAACUUCA
Messenger RNA from Zonotrichia albicollis (white-throated sparrow), 5103 nucleotides. It is a transcript of the gene BDNF, whose product is annotated as brain derived neurotrophic factor. Gene Ontology annotation, molecular function: growth factor activity; nerve growth factor receptor binding. The record is from RefSeq and is a predicted model, not a curated record. Lineage: Eukaryota; Metazoa; Chordata; Aves; Passeriformes; Passerellidae. Gene Ontology annotation, cellular component: dendrite; synaptic vesicle; axon. Gene Ontology annotation, biological process: nerve development; modulation of chemical synaptic transmission; cell surface receptor protein tyrosine kinase signaling pathway.